Chenopodium quinoa (quinoa) is the source of this 2954-nucleotide messenger RNA. Its product is annotated as AAA-ATPase ASD, mitochondrial-like. NCBI's taxonomy places the organism in Eukaryota, Viridiplantae, Streptophyta, Magnoliopsida, Caryophyllales, Amaranthaceae. Gene Ontology annotation, molecular function: ATP hydrolysis activity; ATP binding. Bases 1610 to 2812 code for a protein of 400 amino acids. The record is from RefSeq and is a predicted model, not a curated record. The transcript has 2 exons.
UUUAUGUGUAUUGAUACACGAAGAUAGUUGUCAAGAUUUUAUUCUUCCUUAGCUCUAAUAUUUAUAUUAUCCUUUGUUAAGGGUUUAAUCAUCUAUUGUAGCUCAUGGUUAAGGGAAUUUCAAUCAAUAUUAAUAGGAAAAUUUGUAAGAAACUACCCGUUAAAAACUCUUUUUUGUCAAAAACCACCCGAAAAAAAAUUUGUUGCCAAGGACCACCUGUUAUAAAAAAAAAAGUUGUCAAACACCACUAUGGGCUGAAUUCCGGCAUUGACUGGCCAAUUCCGGCGUUGAAGGCACGUGACUUUUAAUGAACCCUCCCUUUCCAAUUUUUUAUUUUUUAUUUAUUUUUUAUUUUUAUUUUCCUUUCGAAAUUUUCAGUCUUCCCUCUAUAGUCUCUCUCCUCUUCCUUCUCUCUCCCCUCUCUGUUCUUUCACUCUCAUCCAUCUGUAAAAGCUCCAUUGUUAGUGACGAAAAGGUUUGUAAUUAGUAUCAACAACCUUAGAUAAUUCCGAAACCUACAGUGUCAUUGCCGUGGUUGUCUUUUGUUUUUUUCCCCCCAAUUUGACUAAUUUAGGGUUUACUAAUUGAUUGGAACUGGGCAAAUUUCAGGUUAAAUGUCGCAAUCUCCAGCAAACAAAGUGCGGGUUGAUUUCUGGGAAUUAGCGUAAGGAUAGGGUAGUGGGUCUAAGAUUUCAAGGUAGGGCGAGGUGUUUGUGGUGGUGGGUCUAGCGUUACGAGUGGUGGGGGUAGGUUUCCGAAGUGGUGAGGGUAAAUUUGAGGAAAAGGAGAAGAGCGGCUGUGGUGGAUUUUUGGUUGGUAGGUUUGGAUCUGAAGAAGAGGUGGAUUUAGGUGGUGGAGGUGGUCGAUUUUCAACUUUUUGGUGUGGUGGCUGCGUUUCGUGGCUGGGUAGGGGUUUUUUUCUGGGCAGUGUAAUUGGUUUCAGGUGAAGGGGGGGAAUUCGAUGGUUUUUGGGGUGGUUGUGGCGGUUGUGCAUACUGUGGGGGUUAAUGGCAGUGAUUGCGAAGGUGGUUUAGGGGGUCAUUAAAAGUCACGUGUAAGUCACGUGCCCCAAGUCAACGCCGGAGUUUAUGGUCAAUGUCGGAAUGUUGAGUCAGGUGGUCAUUGACAACAAAAUUUUAAAUUUGGGUGGUGUUGGGCAACAAAUUUUUAAGUGGGUGGUUUUUGACAAAAAAGUGUUUUUAGCGGGUGGUUUUCGACAAAAUUUCCAUAUUAAUAUAAUGAUUUAUGAUUAAAUUUACUAAAAAAUCUACUACCCCAAUUCUAUUUGUGACGUUUGUGUAACAGAUUAUUGAAAUAAUAUUGUACAACCGUGAAAUUAAAAGUGUUGGUAAUUUUAGUUAAACAAAUGAAAUAUAAUAAAAACACAUCAUCAUAAAUAUUAUUGAUCAAAAGGCACUUAAAACAACAUUUCCUCAAAAAAAAAAAAAAAAACUUUUAAGAAAUAUCGUAGACAUUAUUUUAGAAAGAACGAUUGUUGACCGUUGACGUUUCUCUUCAAUGUAUUAAUACACAUUUAUAAAUUACAUUUCACAUGGGCUGCAAUCGUACUACACAAAACAAAGUUAAAUAAGAGAGGAAAUAAAAAAAGAUGAUGAUGAUAAAUCCGAGUGAUACAUUUAUGCAAUUUGGUUCAAUUUUAGCAACAAUAGUAUUUCUGAAAGCAUUGUACGAGCAAUACUUGCCAUACAAAUGGCGCGAUUCGAUCAACUCGUUUCUGUAUCGUUAUACAGAGAGGUUUGUUAAGGUAGUCAACCCUUACAACCACAUCAGCUUUGAUGAGUACGCAGGUGGACGUUUCAAGCGUAGCGAGGCGUACACCACCAUUGAAACGUACCUAAGUGAAAGAACCUCUAAUAAAGCAAGGGGUUUGAAGGCCAAUUUUAUUAAAGAUAGUAAGUCGUUAGUGCUUGGAUUAGCUGAUAACGAGGAAGUUACGGAUGAGUAUCAAGGUGUUAAGGUUUGGUGGAAUGCUUGUAAGACUGUUACUAGAUCUCAAGGAAUUGCUCUCUAUCCUGGUUCCGAUGAGAAGAGGCAUUACAAGCUUACAUUCCACAGUCGCAACAGAGACCUCAUCACUGAAUCAUACUUGGGGCACGUCUUAGAUCAAGGCAAAGAAAUCGCGAUUAAGAAGAGACAAAGAAAGUUGUACACAAACUUAAACGAAUCACCUUCAUAUGGAAAAUCAAACUUAUGGACUCAUAUCGAGUUCAAUCACCCUGCUACAUUUGACACCCUUGCAAUGGAGGCAUCUAAAAAAGAACUUAUUGUAAACGACCUUCUCCGUUUUACUAAGGCAAAACAUUAUUACAAAAAAAUCGGAAAGCCAUGGAAACGCGGUUAUCUCCUGUAUGGACCGCCUGGCACGGGUAAAUCAACCAUGGUUGUGUCAAUGGCAAAUUUAUUAGAGUAUGAUAUUUACGACCUUGAGCUUACUGCUGUCAAGGACAAUACUCAGUUAAGGAGAUUACUAAUUGAGACGUCGAGUAAGUCUAUGAUUGUGAUCGAGGACAUUGAUUGCUCACUUGAUUUAACCGGGCAAAGAUCAACAGAAAAGAAGCAAGACAAGGAUGGUGAGGAUAAGGAAGGCGAAGAAGGGGCGGAUGCAAUCAAGAAGAAGGUGAAGGAACAAGGCGAAACCAAGAAAAGCGAGGUAACAUUAUCAGGGUUACUGAAUUUUAUUGAUGGGAUAUGGUCUGCUUGUGGAGAAGAAAGGGUGAUAAUCUUUACUGAAUUUUGUGCUGUAAAACAAUCAGUCAGAGUAAUGGUUGAGCGCGAACACUGGACUAAAUGAAGGGGCGCACCUGCCUGAGCUAUAGCCGGUAUUGAACUAAUAGAGGGCGAAACAGUUGUGCAUUGUGAGUUAACUUAUUCAUGAGUCCAAUUGAGCUUAAAUGCCACAAACUUAAAACAAAUAUUUUGUGUUACUCCUUUCA